Molecule: messenger RNA, 4661 nt
Organism: Trichechus manatus latirostris (Florida manatee)
Lineage: Eukaryota; Metazoa; Chordata; Mammalia; Sirenia; Trichechidae
Gene: FGFR1OP2
Product: FGFR1 oncogene partner 2
Exons: 8
Coding region: 330-1091 (253 amino acids)
Biological process (GO): response to wounding
Source: RefSeq, a predicted model, not a curated record
CAGAGGAAGGAACUAUCGCGAGGUUGGGGCGCUCACAUAGCGCUUAUCGGAGGCCGUCAGCGGAGGUUCUCCCGGGCCAGUGAUCGGGCUAGGCUUGGCAACCUCUGUAGUGCCCUUCCGCUAACUCUAUCCGGUUCUGCGUCUGCUUGCUGAAGAAGCUGGACAGGUGCUUGGAGUCUCUUCUAUAUGGGUCUCCGUUGACAGAGACUUUGAGUCCUUAAUUUCUACAGCUGACUGCUGCGAGGGUUAGAGACCGGAGUUGAGUCCUAGAACUAUUACAGAUUGCCACUACUUGAGUUAUUCUACUAAACCAAGAUAUUCCUUUAGAAAUGAGUUGCACAAUUGAGAAGGCGCUUGCUGAUGCUAAAGCCCUUGUUGAAAGAUUGAGAGAUCAUGAUGAUGCUGCAGAAUCUCUUAUUGAGCAAACCACUGCUCUCAACAAGCGAGUAGAAGCAAUGAAACAGUACCAGGAAGAAAUUCAAGAACUUAAUGAAGUUGCAAGACACCGACCACGGUCCACAUUAGUUAUGGGAAUCCAGCAAGAAAACAGACAAAUCAGAGAAUUACAACAGGAAAACAAAGAAUUGCGUACAUCCCUGGAAGAGCAUCAGUCUGCUUUGGAACUUAUAAUGAGCAAGUAUCGAGAACAAAUGUUCAGACUGCUAAUGGCAAGCAAAAAAGAUGAUCCAGGUAUAAUAAUGAAGCUAAAAGAGCAGCACUCCAAGAUUGACAUGGUACAUCGUAACAUCUCCGAAGGAUUCUUCCUUGAUGCAUCUCGACACAUCCUUGAAGCACCUCAACAUGGACUGGAGAGGAGGCACUUGGAAGCUAAUCAGAAUGAAUUACAAGCACAUGUUGACCAAAUAACUGAAAUGGCAGCAGUAAUGAGGAAAGCCAUUGAAAUUGAUGAACAGCAGGGUUGCAAGGAACAGGAACGAAUAUUUCAACUUGAACAAGAAAACAAAGGCUUGAGAGAGAUCCUUCAGAUAACUCGAGAAUCAUUUUUGAACCUUAGAAAAGAUGAUGUAUCGGAAAGUACGUCUUUGUCAGCAUUAGUGACCAAUAGUGACCUGAGUCUGAGGAAGAGCUGAAGAGCUUCUCUUAAAUGGCUCCAAACGGUCACUGGGACUGGCCUACUAAAUGAAUGGACUGAGUCACAGAACAAUCAAUCUCAGUCAACCCUUUUAUUUUACACACACACACACACACACACACACACACACACAAUUUACAGUACACUGGCAAUGACAUUUUUAAGAGAUAGCAACAAAAAAUGCAUAUAUAAUGGUCAUUGACUUUAUUCCAAAACAUAAUCGAAAGGGAGAAGUUCAGCUAUUUACAACUGAUGAACAGAUAAUGGGUUUUCACAGUGACUGCUGAGUGUAGAGAGCUUUCAUCAGUGCUCUUGGCUAGUUCUGGAUGAUAUUUGGGUAAACUUGAAUAUUUCCAGUAAGUGCUUGGGAAUUUAUAGAAUUAUUUCAUUUUAAAAAUAUAAAUUUAUGCCAUGGCUUUGUGAAUAGAUCCUCAUCCUAAGUUUUAGCCUUCCUGUUUGGUGUCAGAGUUAACAAAUGGCUUAUGUACUGUAAGACUUCAGCUUUAGUGAUUGCCUGUCCACCUUCCCGUUAAUUUAAAUUUUUGUCAAAGAAAAUUGCUUUAAAGGCUUUAAGAAUGUUUUAUACUCACCAUAAACAAGUGAUUUAAUUUUAGCUAAUUUACCCGAAUUGAUACUUAGCUAACAAUUUUCCUUAACUUAGUUUAGUGUAUGAAAUAUUUCAGGAAUGAAAGAGGAGGAAUACUACUUUCUAAGAAAGAAGAUCUUUUAAGAGACAUAUUUAGUAGGUUAAACUACUCUGAAAGAAAAAGUUUUGGUUCUAAGUCAAUAAUGAAGACGAGAUUUUUUUCUUCUCUGGUUGAUCUUUAAGGCUAUUAUGUAGCUUAUUUAGCUAACAGAGUUCAAAUGUUUGAUAUAGCAUGCUGAGUAUGGUAAUGUCAUAGUAAAUUGGGAAUUCCCCUGGCCUUUACUCUUUUUUAAGUAAUUACUCUUAAGAAAUACUAACAGAAAAAGUAAAUUAUAAUUUCAAAAAAUUUUUGGUCCUCAUAACUUAUAAGAUUUUUCUUACAAUUUUUCUAGUCAGGGGGGUAGAAAUCUAUGGAUUUUUUUUUUUUAACAAAAUAUCAAUAUUCUGUAGAUCAAUUUUUAAAAGACCACUAAGUACAGAAAUGUGCUUUAACAUCAGUUGAAACCUAAAGUUUUCUUAUUUUGUGUUUAUUGCAGAAUAAAAAGAAUAAGAGUGUCAAAUAAGCUUAAAUACACUGUAUUUUUAUGCAGAUAACACACGCCUUCUAUGUUUGUUUGCCAGCCAUGCCCCCCUGAGGUAAGCAUACCAUGCUAAUUUUUUUUUACAGCAAUGUGGAAAAAAAUUGGCUGGCGGCGCGCCUAUGGAAAUACCUUGCGGAGGGGUAGGGUGUGGUUGGUAAACAAACAUAGAAGGUGUGCGUUAUUUGCAUAACAAUGCAGUAUUCAUUUAUAUUAAAUAUUAAAAUUAGCACAAAUAGAAAAUUCUACCUUUGAAUGUAUAAUUUGUUAAAGAAAUAUGCCUUCACGUGGUAAUUUUUAUGUAUAAUUUCAUAUAUUGCUAAUAUUCAAAGCUACUUUUCACUUCAGAAUUUUUCUAUCUUAUGUUUGGGGGAAAAGGGGUGACAGGGCUGACUGAAUAGAAAAAGGCUAAUGGCCCAAACAUUAAAUAGAUUUCUUUUCUCAUUCAGAGGCCUUAAUUGAUAUUUUAUAAAUAAGUGACUUUUUAUUUUUAAACUUUUCUAUUGGCUUUUUAGAAAAUAUCCCUUAAUUUGAUGGCAGUUCAUUCAAAUAGUUUUUAUCCCAAGUGAGAAUUAAAGAAAAUAAGCUACACAGUUGAGAUUCAGUCUGAGGCAAUUCAUUGAGGCAGCUCUACUAUAAAACAUUACUUGAUAAUUAUUUUUGUAAACAAAUAAGUAGAGUUAAUUUAUUCUUGGUUUUCUUGCUUGGAUGUAAUUUUUAAGGUCUUGGUGUUUUAAAGACAUUUACUUUGUUAUGUAGCAACAGUUUUCCAUCCCAUACCUUUUGUUUUUGUUUUUCUUAAGCAGAAGCUUAAAUUUAUGUCUGGGAGUAUGUACUGCACAGGCAACUAUUUUAUCAAUAAAGAUGAGUGAUUAAAAUUUAGUACAGUCUACAAUUUGAAAACAAUGCUGAGUCUUACAGUUUAUUUUUAACGAUUUUGUCUCUUUACCACAAAACUAGUAUUCACAACAGCCUCUCUCCAUAUUUCUUAGUAAUUGGCCAGCAACUUAUUGCUGAUUUUUCUUAUCAUCAACUAUUAUUUUUUUAUUUUAUAUACAGAAAUACAAUUCUAAAAAUAUGCAGUCUCACAGAUAAAAUGCUUUCUUUUCAAAUUCACGUAUUCUUUAAUAUCAAGAUGACUUCCACAUUUUAUUUCUGAAUUGCUUCAAUGAUAAAUGGAAGAUCACAGAUCCAUAACUUAAUUUUUUGUGAUUACUACCCUUUUUGACUGUCAUAGUGAAACAAGUACAUUUUUUAGUGAAAUAUUGAUGAAGAAUAAUUUCAAAUUGGAAUGUGAGGGGGCAUUUUCCUCCUACCUCACUGGCUGCUCCUUCUCAGUCUCCUUUGCUCUUCUCUUUCACCUCUUAACAUUAGAGACCCACAGGGCUCAUUCCUGAUUCCUAUCCUAUCCUGUAUCUAUACUCACUUCCUUGGUGAUCUCACCUAAUCUCAUGAGUUUAAAUACUACCUGUAUGCUGCAUGACUCCCAAAUUUCCAGCUCCAGCACAGACCUCUCUCAUUAACUCCAAACUCAUCCCAGCUGUGGUCUCAACAUAGCCACUUAGAUGUCAAAGAGACAUCUCAAACUUAAGCUAUCCAAAGCUGACCUCCCAGUCUUACUGCCAACACCUCUCCAUACUCCCCCCAUCUCAGCUGAUGACAGCUCCAUCUUUCCAGUUGCUAAGUCUCUCCAUAAUGAGAAGGGAAGAGUUUACUCCUAUUUUCGUUUGGCUGCUCCUACUCAUCCUCCAGGCCUUGGCUUAAAUAUCAUUUCCUGAAGGCAUCUGAGGGAAAUAGACUUCAUGAGGCCGAACAUGAGUUCUCUCAUGUAGUUCACUACAGUUGGCUGAGUCAUUCUUACGUAAGCCCCUGGUUUGUAGCCACUGUUAUCCACCACCACUAUAAAACCUCUGCCCUCCCACUGCAGGGUGCAGAGAUCUGGUUUGGUCCUGCAGCCACCCAGGACUCACCUCGUCUGAAAUUCUCCCUAAUAAACUCCUUUGCUGCCACACUGGAAUUGCCCACCUCUUUCUUCGGUCUUUUGGCACCUUCCAUUUUGGGAGGCAAGUUUCACAUCACUGGUCUAUGCCCGGACACAUUCUUCCCCAGCAUCCGAGAUUCCACCCUCCCACCGUACCACUAUAAAUUUUCAUUGCAUGUUGUACCUCUUCUGUGUAACUGUUUUAGUGUCUCAUUACAGUGUAAGCCCUGAGAGCAAGAGCCAUGCCUAUAUUGUUCACCAUCUUCCUAGUGUCAGUGUCCAAAGCAGUAUCAGCACAUAGGAGCUCAAUAAAUACAUACUGAAUAAAUAAAUGGAAACCCUGGUGGCGCAGUGAUUAAGUAC